AUGCACAUCCAUGUGCACAUCGGCCCCCAACGGCAGGCAGGAGCAGCGCCGCCCGGACGCGUCCGCCUGCUCCCUCCCUCCGCGUCCGCCCCCGCCCGUGUCACGACGCCCGCGCCCCUCACGCCCCUACACAGGACGGCCACGAUCCCCUCCGUAGGUGUUAUGACCCUAGCUCGAAGCCCCGCCCACCACCCACCCUGCCUGACCCCGCCCCUCGCUCCUCCCCCCCCGAACCCUGGGGUGCUUACAGUACCAAGCGGAGGCGAGCCAGUCAGUGCGGAUCCGUCGACGAGGGCGAGGUCUGCGCUGCCGCUCGCUGGUUCCUGUUGGCUCGGAGGGGCGGCCGUGGUGCGCCUCCAGUGCUAG
Messenger RNA from Penaeus vannamei (Pacific white shrimp), 366 nucleotides. NCBI's taxonomy places the organism in Eukaryota, Metazoa, Arthropoda, Malacostraca, Decapoda, Penaeidae. The record is from RefSeq and is a predicted model, not a curated record.